Molecule: messenger RNA, 195 nt
Organism: Lymnaea stagnalis (great pond snail)
Lineage: Eukaryota; Metazoa; Mollusca; Gastropoda; Lymnaeidae
Source: the annotation of a GenBank genome assembly
GAAUUCCCAUGCAUGAUAUGUGAUGCCCAAUUUCCAAUACUAUGUCAAUUACUGGAGCACAGCUACCAGCACACAAAUGAAUUUAGCCAAGUGUGUAAAAGGUGUAACUUAACCUUCAAUCACUACAAUCAUUUUGUAUUCCACAUGGCAUUUCAUUUAAGAAUGGAUAAAGAACCGGGAAUAAUAUUAGAACAG